This is a messenger RNA of Daucus carota subsp. sativus, 1654 nucleotides long. RefSeq names its product pelargonidin 3-O-(6-caffeoylglucoside) 5-O-(6-O-malonylglucoside) 4'''-malonyltransferase. Bases 143 to 1456 code for a protein of 437 amino acids. The record is from RefSeq and is a predicted model, not a curated record. NCBI's taxonomy places the organism in Eukaryota, Viridiplantae, Streptophyta, Magnoliopsida, Apiales, Apiaceae. The transcript has a single exon.
CACCACUCAGGAAAGGAAGCUAGCCACUGAAAGAAAAGGCGAGAAUCAUUAAUUUCUAUUGAUCACUGAUCUCUUAUACAUUUAGCACAUCCCGAGCUACCUUACACAUUGUACUGGGAAACUAUACAACUCAGUCAGCAAGAUGAAAGUUGAGGUCCUGUCCAGAGAGCUAAUAAAACCAUACACUUCUACUCCGCGGAGCCUUAGGGAAUACAGUAUCUCAUUAAUAGAUGAGCUAGCCCCUCUAGUGAAUGUUCCCACCAUUUUAUAUUACGCUGAUGAUCUUCACAGUACUAGUUCAAGAUGCGAGCAGUUAAAAAGGUCUCUGUCCAAGGUCUUAGCUAGAUUCUAUCCAUUUGCUGGAAGAUACAUGAAAGAUAGUUUCAUGGUUGACUGUAGUGACCAAGGUGCUGAGUUUGUGGAAGCUAUGGUUGACGUUAGGCUCGAUGAUCUUGUUGGCCGAGGCAAGGAUUUGAAGGUUGAGAUGCUUAAUCAUCUGAUUCCUCGUGCAAUUGGUGCAAGUGGUCACGUAACUGAUCCUCUGCUAGCCGUCCAAGUAAGCUGUUUUGCCUGCGGUGGAUGGGCAAUCGGAUUGAUGACCUCACACAAAAUUGCUGACAUGUCCACGACCUGUACAUUUAUCAACGAAUGGGCUAUUGCUGCAAAACGAAUACUAGAGGGCUUUACUGAAGAUAACUUUCCAAUCAUGUCCCCUAUGUGGAAUUCUGCUUCGUUUUUUCCUGGGAAAAAAAUGUCCGGUCUUCCAUUAGGAUCGUCUACAGAAAAGGAAAAUUCUGAGGAUCAUGAGAUUGUUACAAAGGUGUUUUCCUUUAAGAACCGUGCAAUCUCAAGAGUCCGUGAAAAAGCUAGACUGGACAGCUCUAGGGAGAGCUUACCAACAAGGGUACAAUCUGUGUUUGGAAUAAUAGGGAAGUCCAUCAUUGCUAUAAAUGCUGCUUAUACUAAGGAAUAUUUGGUGAUUCAGCCGGUGAACAUGAGGGAAAGAACCAUUCCGCCUAUUUCUAAAAAUCAAUGCGGAAAUUUUUACUUAUUAUCCACUACUCAAGUCGCGGCAGGGGGAGCAGGAGUGGAACUUCAUAGUAUUGUCAAUCUGCUUACGCAGACUGUCAAAAGAGAAGUGGAGAAAUGUAAAAUGAUACUAUCAGUUGAAGGGCAAAUGUCGGUAAGUGAUGGCUUUCAUGAGUUGAGAAGAAUUCUUGCAAAGCCUAAAGUGGCGGCCCUUGAUUUUUCAGACUGGUGCAAGUUUCCAUUUUAUGAAGCCGAUUUUGGGUCAGGGAAACCUGUUUGGGUGAGUAGUGUUAAUUCGUCAGUGGCGAAUAAUGUGAACCUUUAUAGCGACAAAUAUGGAGAAGGAAUUGAAGCUUGGGUGACAUUGAAUUCCAGUGAUAUGCUUAAGUUUGAACAGGACUCGAGCAUCAUGGAAUAUAGCACUUGAAAUAUUGCAAAUCUAUCAAGCUUAGAGUUGUUUCACCAGUUAUAUGAAGAUCCACGGACUCUUUCCACCAGGAAUUACAAUAAGAUUUCUUUUAUAUACAACUUGUUCAUGUAGAGCGGUACUUUAAGUUUAAGUUAUACAGGGGCCGUAACAGUAAGAGCAAGUGUUACCAUUUUAAUUUUUAAAUCACAAAGAAUA